CACAACGAAAGGAGAAAUGGCGUGCCGCCAAAAAUGACGAUCUCUUUAUUAAUUCCCGAGUAAAUUUAAUUACUCGACACUGAAAGGAUUUACAUUCGUCACAUAUAUUUUCAGAAAACACUAAACUUCACACGUACCAAGGGCAGAAGGAAGUUUGUUACUGGAGCAAAGAUCGAGUUUACCUGUUUAACGUCCAAGCCCGCGUUGUUCAGAUCGGGAUGCCCCGGAAAGAAGGAACUCAGAUGCUUCUUGGCGUUCGGCUCCUCCAAGUUUUCGGCUUCGUAGCAUUCAUUUCCACGGUCGCUGCUGACACUAUCCAUUCUUGUAACUUCGACACUGAUGAUUGUGGGUACCUAAGUCCAGUUAGUAAUGAUUUUGACUGGACAAGACACACGGGUGGCACCACAUCCGUUGACACUGGGCCUUCCUCUGACCAUACGACAGGCAGCAGUGGCCACUACAUGUACAUAGAGACUUCUGGUGAAACCCCGGGCUACAUAGCAGCUCUGCUGACCCCAAGCAUGAAUUCGACAAGUGGUCAGGUGUGCGUCUCAUUUUGGUACCAUGCGUAUGGAUCAUCGCUUGGUGAAUUACACAUGAGCCUUGUGACGUCAUCGGUAUACGUGACGAGGGACUUUUCGUUUGAUGGUGGUACAUCAGAAGAUAGGUGGAAAUAUGUAGAAACAUCUGCAAUGCUGACCGAGACUUCUUUUCAGGUCAAAUUCGACGGCAUACGGGGCAGCGGCAACUUUGGCGACAUAGCUAUUGAUGACGUCACCGUUAACGAUACGCUUUGUGCAGGCCAUGUAGGUUCUGCAAGCAACCCAGUCGUAACUGCGCUCACCAACACGUCAGCAAUGAUCUCGUGGGGCCUGCCGUCCAUUGGCACUGAGACUCUUCAGUAUUUCAUCGUAGAGGUGUACGACUGUAUGUAUGCAGUGACGCCCCAAUUGACUGUUUCUGAGAUUUCCGAGACAUACUUGACAGUGAAUGGCCUUACCCCGGGGAACGUUUACGUGUUUGCCGUUUACGCCAAUGGUACAAACAAUCUGGCCAGACCUUCGAAUGUUUCACAGUGGAUUGAUAACAAUCAGACUGUGCUUUUUAACUGUGACUUUGACACUUGCGGCAUAUGCGGCAUGCAGCAGGACAACACUGACGACACUGACUGGGACAGAAAUAAAGGUUCAACGUUGACUGCAAGCACCGGCCCCAGUUCGGAUCACACGACCGGGGUAGCGAGCGGAAACGGAGCGGGUUACUAUUUGUAUUUUGAGAGCAGUAGCCCCGUAUCGGUAAACGAUCGGGCUCGAGUGACAACCCCAACUGUCAACACCACCAACACCCAAGCGUGUCUUACAUUUUGGUUUCACGCGUAUGGCAGUAAUUUGGGCGUUUUUAAUGUAAGGAUUGUGACGUCAUCGGGGAUUGAAGUAAGGACCAUAGCGCAGUACCCCUCGUCGGUGAACAGCUGGGUGCAAAUUACGGUUCCUAUAGAAGAAGACAGUUUUCAGAUCCAGUUUGAAGCAAUUGACGCCAACGGUGUCGAAAGUGAUUUUGCCAUCGACGACAUUGUCAUCAUGGAUGGUUGGUGCGAAGGCCAUAGCAGCGGAAUUCGCAGUCCGGCAGUGACAUCCGCCAAUGAUAGCUCGGUGACCAUUCAGUGGACAGCGCCAUUACUGGGAAGUUCAGAUGUCCAACAGUAUACAAUCUUAGCGUAUCAGUGCAUGAAUAAGACGUCAGCAGAUCACGUGGUGUCCUCUAACUUCACUUCCGUAACUGUAACUGGACUGGCCGCCUACUCUAUGUGGACGUUCUCAAUACUUCCUGUGACGGCAGUGGCAAGUUUUCCAGAGACUGUUAAUAUCACAGGCUGGACACGGCCGCUUGACACUGCCCACUUGUGUAAUUUUGACUGUGACACGUGUGGGUACGUCCAGGCCACGGACGAUGAAAUGGAUUGGGUACUCAACUCUGGGUCCACGCCCACCUCUAGCACCGGGCCUACUGGUGAUCAUACCACCGGAAGCGGAAAUUACUUUUAUUUCGAGGUGGAUGGAGGCUCUAUAUCAUCUGAUUCUACCCCGGAGAAGGUGGUGUUCAAGAGCAACUUUUUUGGUUCAUUUGCUGCGGGAUUGUUCGAACCACCGAACACUAUCGACUUCGAGGCUGUGUUUGCCAACUUCGGAGAACGUCUCCUUGACAACGCAUACGUUUUUGGUUUCCUGAUUGCUCUGAUUGUCAUUUAUAUCCUGACCAUUUUCUACUGCCGAUGGAAAGAUAAAAAAGAUAAAGAGUUGUGGGCCUAUGCUCCCCUAACAGAUAAUCGACCCAAAGACUCGUACUAUUACCGCAUCAAUGUGCAGACUGCUGUGCGUUCCGUUUCACGGUGCUCCGCAAACAUAUUUUUCAUUUUACACGGAGAAAACGGAAAGACAAGACCGCGCCAUCUAGCGGACGGGGAAAGAAAGUGUUUUGGCAACGGAUCCACCAACAACUUUACCAUGGCGGUCCCUAAAUAUCUGGGCCGCCUGAAAUAUAUGCAAGUUUGGAUAGACGACACGGGCCCAUCUCCCCAUUGGUUACCGAAUAAGGUCAUCAUGUACGAUAUUCAGGAGCGUAAAAGGUUCUACUUUAUGGGAAGCCGUUGGCUGUCGGCGACCAAGUCAGACAAAAGAACAAACAGAUUACUGAAGAGUCAGACAGAGGAUGAGUUUAAGGACUUCAACGCUCUUUUCAGCGAAAACGCCUCCAAGAAUUUCUUUGACGAUCACCUCUGGGUAUCCAUAUUCAGCCGCCCUACCACUAGCAGGUUCACUCGUGUGCAGCGUCUGUCGGUGAGCGUGGCCCUGUUGUUCUUGGGUAUGAUAACCAAUGCCAUGUUCUACAGGGGAGACGACGAAGGAUCGUCUUCAAGUGGCCUGCAAAUAGGGCCUAUCACCAUCACAUUCAGACAGAUAUGGGUUGGACUUGUCGGCGCCUUGAUUGUCCUGCCACCAGCUGUGAUAAUGAUCGAGAUAUUCCGUCGGUCUCGGGAAAGAAAACGCUCUAAGACCCCAGCCUGGACCAUCGUAGCCGAGGCAAAUAUCAACUCCUCUGGUCCUCGUAUUGGACUUGAGGGGAGCAAGUGUGAUCUCUCGGGCGAUUUGAAGAAGCACAGUUUUGAAAAUGUCAACGAGGUCGAUGGAUUAUCAGGGAAGGGUUCUGAUGAGGGAAUUGGUAGUUUAGGUGGUUUGGGGUCACAAAAAGAUUUACAGCCAGUGGCCACUGUGUCUGACAUCCACAUUCCAUACACAUCUCCGGCCUUGCCGCCUCAAUAUCAGGAUAUCUAUUACGACAAGACGGAAGGCAGUGAUGACACGGACCUGUUAAUGGCAUUCGCACUCCAGCCUUCAUCAAACGAAGAUUUUAUGAAUACCCUGGAUCAUCUCGAUGAAUCGAAGAAAAAGAAGAAACCAAAAGGGCCACUGACUUUGCCCUGGGGAUUCGUGAUUAUCGGGUACAUUAUUGUGUUUUUGUCUAUUGCGGCCUCGGCUUUCUUUACACUCCUGUACAGCCUUCAGUGGGGGAAGGAGAAGUCGCUUGGCUGGUUGCUGUCCAUGUUCUUUACCAUAGUGCAGUCUUUGAUACUGGUACAGCCAAUAAAG
Molecule: messenger RNA, 3647 nt
Organism: Lingula anatina
Lineage: Eukaryota; Metazoa; Brachiopoda; Lingulata; Lingulida; Lingulidae
Biological process (GO): detection of mechanical stimulus; signal transduction
Cellular component (GO): membrane
Molecular function (GO): calcium ion binding; calcium channel activity; protein binding
Source: RefSeq, a predicted model, not a curated record